Phacochoerus africanus (Common warthog) is the source of this 2128-nucleotide messenger RNA. Its product is annotated as testis-expressed protein 2-like. The transcript is spliced from 4 exons. Gene Ontology annotation, cellular component: endoplasmic reticulum. The coding region runs from base 50 to 673 and encodes 207 amino acids. Lineage: Eukaryota; Metazoa; Chordata; Mammalia; Artiodactyla; Suidae. Gene Ontology annotation, molecular function: lipid binding. The record is from RefSeq and is a predicted model, not a curated record.
AACCUUGUGUUUUUUCACCAUUUCUCCAGGACUCUGGAUCGAUUUGGAAAUGUCCUACAAUGGGUCCUUUCUGAUGACUCUUGAGACCAAAAUGAAUUUGACCAAACUAGGUAAAGAGCCUCUUGUUGAAGCCCUGAAGGUUGGAGAAAUUGGCAAAGAAGGUUGCAGGCCCAGGGCGUUCUGUCUGGCCGACAGCGACGAGGAGUCCUCCAGUGCUGGCUCCUCUGACGAAGACGACGCACCAGAGCCCAGCGCAGGGGACAAGCCGCUUCUCCCAGGGGCAGAAGGGUACGUGGGAGGUCAUCGAACAAGUAAAAUUAUGAGGUUUGUUGAUAAAAUUACCAAGUCAAAAUAUUUCCAAAAAGCAACGGAGACAGAGUUCAUUAAAAAGAAGAUGGAAGAGGUCUCCAACACGCCCCUGCUGCUGACGGUGGAAGUGCAGGAGUGCAGAGGAACCUUGGCCGUCAACAUCCCACCUCCCGCAACUGACCGGAUAUGGUAUGGUUUCCGGAAGCCACCAUAUAUAGAGCUGAAAGCUCGGCCAAAACUUGGAGAGAGAGAAGUGACUUUAGUCCAUGUGACAGACUGGAUAGAGAAGAAACUGGAGCAAGAGUUUCAGGUACACCGGCAGUGCCCUGUAGUGUUUCACUCUGACCCUCAAAGCUCUGGGUAGAACGGGGGUCCUGAGCUUCAUUCAUGUGGGUCAGGAUCCUCCUGGGAGGAUCUGAUGAGCGCUGUGGCCCCUCAUCCCGGGAAAGUACACAUGUGAUCAAACAGGCAUAAAAUUUCAGGGAUAGUUUCAAAACCCCCGAAACUCACCCACAGAACCCUGGUAAAUAGUCUUCAGAGGAAACCCAAAGGGUAGGGGCCAAAGUGCAAAGGCCUGGCAAGGCGUAAGCGUCCAUCUGCUGAGACUGACUUUGGACUUUUCCCCAGGGUGGGGCCUGGAAUUGGCUGGCUGGUGGCACCUAGCCUGUAAUCAGGGAAGUGGCUUCUGCCCCUGUGUAGUACCCGCCUUGCUUGGUUUGUUUCCACAAACAAGCCUGGAAACGGUUUCGUGUGCAGCCGCCAUCUACCCCGGUUCCAAAGAUGCACCAGGCCUGUCCCUCCCCUGCGAAUCUGUAGGGUCGUCUUGGAGUUGAUGAAGCCAGGGCUCCUUCUCCAAGCCUGCCUCUGUAUUCUACCAGCAAAGGUAACAGCAGUGUAGUGAAGGCCCUGGAACGGGCUAUUGCUAUCAAAUUUCUACUGGAUCUCUAAGGCACAGUUGUCUUUUAAGCUCUUAUGGAUUAACAGUUUAUUUACUUUGUAGUUAAUUCCACCUUUGGAAGAAGACCCAUAUUACUUUUGCAGUAGUAUAUUUUGAGUUAUUGUCUUUAAAAUUAUACUUUUUUUAUUUAAAAGCUAUAGAUUAAAUAACACUAAAACCCAGUUUCUGGAAAGUUUAAGCUCAUCUCCAAAAGGAAAAGUAUUUUGAACCUAAUUAGGGAUAAGACAGCUUCACGCCUUCAGUUCUUUUUCUUAUCUCCCUAGAUCCCGUGUUAGGACUUGAGUGGGUCUUCUCUGUUGGGGGCAGACUUUGGUGCUUGGUAUUUUUGAGGCAGGUUGGGGAGUUGAAGAGUGACAGCUUGCAGUCUUCCACAGCCACUUUUUUGCUUGUGUAUGAAAGCAUUGAAGUUGAAUAUACUGCCAAAAUUGACUUAUACAGAAUUAGUUUAUAAACAGAUGGGCAAAGCACCAUUACUGUCAAUCACUAGUUAUCGCUAUAGUAGGAUUUCUUUCAUCCGGUAGCUUUAUCUGGUUCUGGUUUGGGGGGGAGAAAAGCUUACAUUUCUGUUGCUAGGAUUUAAAUGGAUAAAUUCACUUGGAGUAUGUGUUCUGGAUACAGUAAUUUGGAAAUACUAUGAGCAGCUUAUGCCAAUUCUCUUAAUGUUAUUUAUCAAUUUAUAAUUAUAUGUCAUGAAAGCAGAGGCUGCUUCUGCUUCAGAGCUUACUGGGUUCUUGUGUUCAUGCACUGGUUGAUUCCUCAAUGCUUUCGAAAUAUCACAGAGGAAUUAGUUUAGAAUGUUUAGGAAAACUUGUUUCAUAUGCAUUUUAAAAGCUUAUCUAUGGGAGUUCCCAUUGUGGCUCA